This is a messenger RNA of Nanorana parkeri, 1163 nucleotides long. RefSeq names its product ketosamine-3-kinase-like. NCBI's taxonomy places the organism in Eukaryota, Metazoa, Chordata, Amphibia, Anura, Dicroglossidae. The coding region runs from base 38 to 967 and encodes 309 amino acids. The transcript is spliced from 6 exons. The record is from RefSeq and is a predicted model, not a curated record.
UUCUGCCCUCCCUUACACGUCAUUGCCCUUAGCUAACAUGGAGGCUCUGCUGAAAAAGGAGUUGAGCUGCUCCCAGGUGAAGCUGUCUGGUCACUCAGGAGGAGGCUGCAUCAGCCAAGGCCAGAGCUAUGACACUGACCUGGGCUGCCUCUAUGUCAAGACCAACCACAAGGCUGAGGCAAGGAGGAUGUUCGAGGGGGAGUUGGCGAGCCUGCAAGCUAUUCAGCAAACAGAAACCAUCCGGGUUCCCAAAGCCAUGAAGGUUAUAGAUCAGCCAUCAGGGGGCGCUCUGCUAGUGAUGGAACAUAUGGACUUCAGGAGUCUUAACAGACACUCGGUAAAGCUGGGAGAGCAGCUGGCGGAGCUCCACCUCCAUAACCAGAGGCUGCGGGACAAGCUGACCAAAGAGAGUGGGACUGUGGGUAAAGGGCCUGGGCAGUCAGACCUCCAGUAUGUGGACAAGUUUGGAUUCCAUACCGUGACAUGCUGUGGCUUUAUCCCUAUCAAAAAUGAUUGGCAGGAAGACUGGGUGACGUUUUAUACCCGGCAGCGUCUGCAGUAUCAGUUGGACCUCCUGGAGGAAUCCUGUGGGGACAGGGAGGCGAGGGAGCUGUGGUCUCAGCUCCAGUUGAAGAUCCCGCAGCUAUUUGCCGGCAUGGAAAUUGUGCCGUCCCUCCUUCAUGGAGAUCUCUGGGGAGGAAACGUGGCGGAAAUAGACACCGGCCCCGUGAUUUUCGACCCUGCCACUUUCUACGGCCACUCCGAAUUCGAGCUGGCCAUCGCAGGCAUGUUUGGAGGUUUCGGAUCUUCUUUCUACUCGGCCUACCACGCCAAGAUGCCCAAAGGUCCCGGAUUUGACAAGAGGCUGAAGCUGUACCAGCUCUUCCACUACCUGAACCACUGGAACCAUUUUGGCAGCGGGUACAGAGGGUCAUCCCUGAGCACUAUGAGAAGUCUUCUGAAGUGAACGGUCAGUCUUGGACUUUGGAAGUCCUUGAAGGACGCAUAAAGGGUCCAUAGCUUAAACAGCACUCCUCCUUAGAAUUACUAAUGCAUGCUGUGCUUCCGGUGACCAACAUACGGCGCAGUAGAAAAUGGCUUGCAGUGUGAAGAUACUUGAAGUUGGACAUAUUAAAUGAAUGAAAAUUGAAUUGUAGCUGAGA